CUGGAACAAUUGCAUUGCUACGAAGAAUAUGGAACGGCCUAUAAUUUCGAUUAGCGAUGGCAAGAUCCAAGGGAUCACUCGUGAAAGCGUCUUAGGAAAAAAGUACUUGGCUUUUACUGGUAUACCGUACGCGCAACCACCACUCGGCCAUCUGCGGUUCAAGGAACCCCAAAUUCCCGCAAAAUGGUCGGGAAUACUGGAUGCAUCGAAACGCACGAACGACAUGGCUACGCAAUACCAAACCAGUGGGCCGAGACCGUGGAAGGUGAUCGGGAACGAAGACUGUCUGUAUUUGAACGUUUACACAAAUGCCAUCGCUCACAAGAGGCCCGUGAUGUUUUACAUUCACGGUGGAGGUUUCGUCGAGGGUUCAGGAAAUCAUUGGAUUUACGGCGAAGAUUAUUUCGUCACUAUGGACUUGCUGCUCGUCAGUGUCAACUAUAGAUUAGGGCCUCUCGGCUUCAUGAACCUCGGACACAAAGUAGCUCCCGGCAAUCAAGGCUUGCGCGAUAUUCUAUACGCGCUCAAGUGGGUUCAACAAAAUAUCGAGGCGUUCGGUGGAGAUCCCGAGAACGUCACUAUUUUCGGCAAUAGCUCCGGCUCGGUCGCAAGCCAUUUGUUAACUUUGUUACCUGCGGCAAAAGGACUGUUUCACAAAGCUAUUUUACAAAGUGGCACAGCUUUCGGACUCAGGCACUUGCUUAAGGAAAACACCAAAAAACCGUUCUUAAAUGGCUUCAAAAUUGCUACGCUUUUUGGAUGUGAUUCCGACGAUCCAAUUGAAGUAGUCGAGUUCCUUCGUUCUGUGCCAGCAGAAAAGCUCGUGUCUGUCGAACAUCAUUUGUCAACUAAAUGGGAAAACGUGAUAUUAGGUCGUUGUGACUACGGGCCCGUGAUCGACGCAAGGUUUUGCGAAGAUCCGCUUAUUCCAGCUCCACUGGGUCAAUUAUUGCAAAACGAUACGAAUAUACCGAUAAUAAUAGGAAAUACCAUCAACGAGGACCUUCUCGGAUUUGCUGGUUUAUGUGAAGAUGAAGAACACUUUUCGUUUUAUGAUGAUCAUAUAGACAACAUCAUAAGAAAUUCGUUAAUGCUGAACAACUCUGGCGAAACUGACAAAAUAAUAGAACAUAUAAAAGAAUAUUAUUUGAAAAAUCAACGGAUAAGUCCGAAAACUGUUUGGAAUUUGAUUAAUUUACUGACUCAUCUAACAGUAAAUUUUGAUCGAAAAGUAAUCGAUUUAAGAAAUGGGCACGCUAAAGCUCCGACUUACGUGUACCGAUUUUCGUAUUGCGGAAACGAGCCCACAUUUUAUUCCUACGAUGAAGGCCCGCAACCUGUGAAAGGAGUUGCACACGCUGACGAGUUAUCGUACAUGUUUCACAUAAGUUACAUGAAAGCUGAUGGGACUUUUACGAAAUGUCCCGAAGAGGGUUCUGCGGAUAGAAUGACGCUCGAAAGAUUCGUAAGAAUGUGGUUCAAUUUUGCCGCUACUGGCAAUCCCACUCCUAAAACUGAUAGUCAUUACGUUACAACUAUAUGGAAGCCGACGACCCCAGAGCAUUUGUAUUAUCUUGAUAUUGGAGAUCAUCUUGUUUUGAAAGAUGACAGAGAUUCACCUGAUUGGAUAAUUUAUAAACAAUUUCGCAAAAACUAUUUAGGAUUAAAUUUAUAAUUGCUUUGAAAUAAAUUUACACUGUCAAUUAUAUCGGAACAAUUUUGAAUCGUACUAUGUAGAUAGCAAUUUCUAUUAGUUAUAUUACAAAUAAAAUUUUCAGUUAUUUUAUUGCUUAUGUAAUUUUUUUUAAAUAUUCAUUUCCAUUUCUUUAAUCGUCGAUCAUCAUAUGUGAAGAACAAAAAUUACUUACAAUCUCGACUCUGCGUGAAGCCGAUAUUCCAUUAUAUCAGUGAAAUUGUUUGCUUUCGAAGGUGUGCAAUACAAUAUAAUAUAAACACAGACAGAAUAUGACAAAUGGCGAUUGCAGGUCUGUUAUCAAAAAUUUUA
This is a messenger RNA of Phymastichus coffea, 2005 nucleotides long. Its product is annotated as esterase FE4-like. Lineage: Eukaryota; Metazoa; Arthropoda; Insecta; Hymenoptera; Eulophidae. The transcript is spliced from 8 exons. The record is from RefSeq and is a predicted model, not a curated record. The coding region runs from base 29 to 1675 and encodes 548 amino acids.